CAAUGAAAAUUUGGGCAUUAUUAUUUACGUUCGAUUUCUUGUGUUGCGUUGCCGCUUUGUGAAGCGUAUUCGCCAACUCUGAAUCAAAAUUUCUGAAUCAGAAUUCAGAAUCCGCCAUUGCCAGUGCUUCCCCAACCUUCAGUUCACAUGCCCGCUUCUCAUAACUACGCCAAAAUCCAUCUUGUUUCAUCCCAUUUCCUCUGAUUUCCGCCUUCCAACUGUCUCUUGUUCGAUUUUCAACCCAAUUCUUGUUUUUUUUUUUUUGUUUCUCUUUCAAUCCCAAUUCCACUGACGAGCGAGGGACCCCAUUUCGUUGAUUUCCCACUGGCGGAGUCCUCGGAGAUCCGUCCUUGAUGCUGGUGCGAGACCAUUAUUAAAGAUUUUCACUGCGUUUAAUUGUCGUUGUUCUUAAGAAAGGAGAGCUGGAUCCGACUCCCGAAGCACCGCAGUCCUUGAAGGCUCCCUCUGCCUCCAAUUCCACCGGAAACGGCCAGAUCCGUUACCGAUCUCCGUCUUCCGCUGAGCUUCUCGAAGGCCAAUCUGCGUCUCAGCCACUUCAGGAUCAGCAGAAGCUACUUCAGUCGGAAUUCGACAAGAUGCUCAAGCGCCCCGGUAAGCAGCAGUCGGAAUCCUUGUCCAACAAGAUCUACAGAUUCAGAGGGGUGUUGCUCCUCACCUCUCUCUCGCUUUUCCUCAUCGCCUUCAUUCUCUAUCUCAUGCCUGCUCGAGAGGAUUACUCCUUCAACCACCGCAAAGUUGCCCCCGAUCACAGGUCGUCCUCUUCCAAGACCACUUAUGCCGUUAUUUUUGAUGCUGGCAGCUCUGGGAGCCGCGUUCAUGUCUUUUGCUUCGACCACCAUCUCGAUCUCCUCCCCAUUGGCAAGGAUAUCGAACUUUUCGAUCAACUUAAACCAGGACUGAGUGCCUAUCCCGACAAUCCUAAGAAAGCUGCAGAUUCUCUAAUUUCCCUUUUGGAAAAAGCACAAAGCGUGGUUCCAAAAGGGUUGCGGCAAAUGACCCCUGUUAGAGUUGGGGCAACUGCAGGCCUGAGGGCUCUGAAAGGUGAUGCAUCUGAAAGAAUUUUGCAGGCGGUUAGGGAUCUCCUGAGAGACAAAAGUGACCUCAAGUUGGAGGGAGAUGGUGUGUCUGUAAUUGAUGGAACUCAAGAGGGUUCUUAUCAGUGGGUGACAAUAAACUAUCUGCUUGGGAACUUGGGUAAGAAAUAUUCAGAUACAGUUGGAGUUGUAGAUCUUGGGGGAGGAUCUGUUCAAAUGGCAUAUGCUAUCUCAGAGAAGGAUGCUGCUCGAUUAUCAGAUGCAGAGGGCGCAUAUAUUAAAAAAAUGUUUCUGAAGGGAGUAACUUAUUAUCUCUACGUUCACAGUUAUUUGCAUUAUGGGUUACUGGCUGCUCGAGCAGAGGUUUUGAGCGUCUCUGAAGACUCUAGCAAUGAUUGCAUCCUAUCUGGCCAUGAUGGAACAUACCGUUACGGUGGACAGGACUACAAAGCAUCAGCCUCUCCGUCAGGCUCUAGCUUGAAUGGAUGCAGGAGGACAGUUUUGAAGGCUCUCAAGGUAAAUGAAUCAACAUGUACUCACAUGAAGUGCACUUUUGGUGGCGUUUGGAACGGUGGAGGAGGGGAUGGGCAGAAAAAUCUCUUCGUCGCUUCGUUUUUCUUCGACCGGGCUGCUGAGGCUGGUUUUGCUGAUCCCAAUAAGCCGAUUGCUAAAGUUCACCCUUCAGACUUCGAGGAGGCAGCGAAGCGGGCAUGCCAUAUCAAAUCCGAGGACGCCAGUACAUAUCCCAAUGUCGAGAAGGAUAACCUGCCGUACUUGUGUAUGGAUCUUGUAUACCAGUACACACUACUCGUAGAUGGAUUUGGUCUGGAUCCUUGGCAAGAGAUCACAUUGGUGAAGAAGGUUAAGUAUCAGAAUUCCUUGGUUGAAGCAGCAUGGCCUCUAGGCAGCGCCAUUGAAGCUGUCUCGUCGUUAGCCUAAAUCGGUAGAACCAUCAGUUGGAAACUAGAGUGAGCUCUUCUGUUUGUUAGCAGGGCGUCGAUUUGUCGAAUGAAGGUAACGGGGAAAAGUUUCAUUUAGAUUGGAUUCAGAAUUUGAAUUUUGGUUGGGUUCUUGGGAAUAAUUGAAAUAUAAAAUGAUGGAAUCACAAUUUUUGUGUAAUAAUUCACGUACUAUGCCAAUUUUAUACAAGUUGAGAGAGCCAUUCUUUUA
Molecule: messenger RNA, 2225 nt
Organism: Momordica charantia (bitter melon)
Lineage: Eukaryota; Viridiplantae; Streptophyta; Magnoliopsida; Cucurbitales; Cucurbitaceae
Product: apyrase 2
Biological process (GO): nucleoside diphosphate catabolic process
Cellular component (GO): membrane
Molecular function (GO): nucleoside diphosphate phosphatase activity
Source: RefSeq, a predicted model, not a curated record